AAAAAAAAAAAAAAAAGGGCAAGUGAAAAAACAGUAAUCGAUUUCCCAGCGGGGAAUGAAUCCCAAGCCACCUUAUCACCAUCUCUCUCUCUUUCUGUCCCUUUUUUUUGCUUUUCUUUCUUUUCACUUUUCAAUGACAGUGACUGAAACACUUAACCUAUUAUACAAUGGAAGUAAGGAUUUGCAUUUGUUGUUGACCACGACAUUCUGCAUAACUAAUCUUAUAUCUGUCUUUUUUUUUUCUUUAUUUCUAGUCUAUAUUUUUUUUCACUAUUACCUUUACUCAUACACCAUGAAAACAGGAAUAUGAUGAUAACAUAUUGAAGACAACUAUAUGUUUGUACGAUAGUCAAAGCUGUCACCUUACUCUUUUU
Molecule: messenger RNA, 374 nt
Organism: Halteromyces radiatus
Lineage: Eukaryota; Fungi; Mucoromycota; Mucoromycetes; Mucorales; Cunninghamellaceae
Exons: 1
Coding region: 56-310 (84 amino acids)
Source: RefSeq, a predicted model, not a curated record